GUACCAAUGUUGUUCUACUUCAUGCGCGUUCUCGCUGACAGAAAAAAACAAGCUACAGUUUUCACUUGAAGGUUAAUAAUAAUGGCGACGGCGAUAUACCUCGAACACUAUCUCGACAGCAUUGAAAAUUUGCCGUGUGAACUACAGAGAAACUUCACCCUGAUGCGGGAGCUGGACAACAGGACAGAGGAAAAGAAAGGAGAAAUCGAUAAACUCGCUGAAGAGUACAUUACAAAUGUCCGGAACCUCGCGUCUGAGCAACGGGUGGAGCAUCUGCAGAAGAUUCAGAGUGCUUACAGCAAAUGUAAAGAAUACAGUGAUGACAAAGUGCAGCUUGCUAUGCAGACAUAUGAAAUGGUUGAUAAGCACAUUCGAAGGCUGGACGCAGACCUAGCUCGUUUUGAAAAUGAGCUAAAAGAGAAGCUGGAUGUCAGUGGUUAUGAGAGUCCUGAGAGUAGAGCACUAAAAAAAGGAGGAGGAGGAGGCAGCAGAGGGCUUAAGGAUAAGCGAGGAUCCAAAGGCAGAGGAAGAAAAUGCUCAGAUGAAGACUCACCCAGAAAGAAAAAAAUAAAAAACAGUGCUGAUUUUCAGGAGUCAUUGUUGCCAGUGCACCCAUCAGAUGUCCUGGACAUGCCAGUGGACCCCAACGAGCCCACAUACUGUUUGUGCCAUCAAGUGUCAUAUGGAGAAAUGAUUGGAUGCGACAAUCCUGAUUGCCCAAUAGAAUGGUUUCACUUUGCAUGCGUGGAUCUCACAACAAAGCCCAAAGGAAAAUGGUUUUGUCCGCGGUGCACUCAGGAUCGGAAGAAAAAAUAAGAUUUCUAGCUAUGACUUUUAUACGCAACCGUAUGCAUAUAAUGUAUGUAUUUUGUCUAUGUAGUAAAAUAGGAUAUGUACAGUAAAUAUAUAUAUAUAUAUAUCACUUUCUAUAUAACAAAGAUCAAGGAAAAGAGGGUCACAAUGAAAAAAAACUUUUAUUUUUUAAUGUC
This is a messenger RNA of Clarias gariepinus (North African catfish), 989 nucleotides long. It is a transcript of the gene ing5a, whose product is annotated as inhibitor of growth family, member 5a. NCBI's taxonomy places the organism in Eukaryota, Metazoa, Chordata, Actinopteri, Siluriformes, Clariidae. Gene Ontology annotation, biological process: regulation of DNA-templated transcription. The record is from RefSeq and is a predicted model, not a curated record. Bases 82 to 816 code for a protein of 244 amino acids. The transcript has 8 exons. Gene Ontology annotation, cellular component: nucleus.